Molecule: messenger RNA, 1082 nt
Organism: Fusarium oxysporum Fo47
Lineage: Eukaryota; Fungi; Ascomycota; Sordariomycetes; Hypocreales; Nectriaceae
Product: DNA-directed RNA polymerase core subunit RPB5
Exons: 3
Coding region: 169-879 (236 amino acids)
Biological process (GO): DNA-templated transcription
Cellular component (GO): RNA polymerase I complex; RNA polymerase III complex; RNA polymerase II, core complex
Molecular function (GO): DNA-directed RNA polymerase activity; DNA binding
Source: RefSeq, a predicted model, not a curated record
UGACCCUUUCAGUGCUCUGACCCGCUCAAAGAAGUUUGGACUUUUGCGGCGACGAUGCGAGGCUGAACGAAACAUUUUUGACGACGCUCGCGAUUCCGACCUUCCUUUUUGUCUUUGUUACCUCGACCACCAACACCCCAUCUCGAAUCGCACCUCACACUCGCUAUCAUGGAUAUCGAUCACGUUCCCACCGAUGCCAGGUCCAAGGAGGUUGUUCGCCUUUGGCGAGCAUGGAGGACUAUCCAUGAGAUGGUCGCGGACCGAGAAUACGAGCUCGCUGAAGAGGAAGUCAAGAUCUCUCUCGACCGCUUCCGCGACGAAUACUGCAACCCCGACGGUUCCAUCAACCGCGCCAAGCUUCAAUUCUCGGCGCGUCCCAGCGAGAACAUGAUCCGCAAAAACACACCUCCCGUGACAGCAGCCAACCCCAACCCCAACCCCGGCGCCGACUGCGGUCCUGUCUGGGUUGAGUUCCUCGCCGAUAAGACUUUCGGCGUCAACCAGAUCCGACAAUUUGCCAAAUAUGUGAUCACGAACAACUACAAGACUGGCAUCAUGGUAACACACGUUCCUCUCUCACCCGCCGCCCGCAAGACUCUCCAGAGUGUCGAGUCCGUCGCUAAGAUCGAGUGCUUCCUCGAGGAUGAUCUUCUUGUCAACAUUACCCACCACGAGCUUGUUCCCAAGCACGUCUUGCUCUCCCGCGAGGAGAAGCUCGCUCUUCUCAAGCGCUAUCGCCUCAAGGAGACCCAACUACCACGUAUUUUGCAAAAGGACCCUGUUGCUCGUUACUUGGGUCUGAAGCGGGGCCAAGUUGUUAAGAUUAUCCGAAACAGUGAAACGGCUGGUCGUUAUGCCAGUUAUAGAUUGUGUGUAUAGAUGAACAAUUAUGGAUGGGGCAGUCUUGAGAUCGAGUCGAAGAUGAGAGCUGUUGGAUGGAAAGGAAUGGAAAGGCUCUUGGUACGAGGACGGAGGCGUCACACUGCACUUGAAAUUCUAAAAAAGCUGGCGUUUCAGGGGUUCUAUGUAUAUUGCGCGUUGCCGCAGCAAAGCCAAUGAAGGAAUAUAAAGCAUUUACGAGA